Rosa rugosa (rugosa rose) is the source of this 967-nucleotide messenger RNA. RefSeq names its product cytochrome c oxidase subunit 6b-1. Gene Ontology annotation, cellular component: mitochondrion; respiratory chain complex IV. The record is from RefSeq and is a predicted model, not a curated record. NCBI's taxonomy places the organism in Eukaryota, Viridiplantae, Streptophyta, Magnoliopsida, Rosales, Rosaceae. The coding region runs from base 125 to 691 and encodes 188 amino acids. The transcript is spliced from 5 exons.
CCUGGUCCUUGAGUCGCCCACCCUGUCUUUCUCGAUCGCUCUCUUUCUGCUUUGGCUACCCAAUAAGAUAAAACGCUAGCGCAGCUGAGGUAGAUCGCUUCCUCCUCCUCCUCCUCUUCCACUAAUGGCGGAGCCGCAAGCCGACAAACACCAAACCCUAGCUGAGCAAUACGCAUUGGAGAAACCAGAUGUGGUAACCAAGCCUGUUGAAGUAAAAGUGGUUGAGACCCCGGACAAUGUACCUUCCAAGGAAGUUGUCUCUGAGAAAGCUGAGGAAGCACCUGCUGCUCCAGAAGAAAGUCCAGUAGUUACACCAGCUAGUGAAGAAACCAGUGAAGUCAUUCCUACUGUUGCUGAAACUGAAACCAAACCUGCCUCUGAAGACAGCAGUGAAGCAGCUCCUGAAGAAAGCAGUGAUAGUACUGAAACAUCUGUUGACCAAGAAGCAGUUGAAGAGACACCUGAAAUUAAGAUUGAGACAGCACCAGCAGAUUUCCGUUUCCCAACUACAAAUCAGACCAGGCAUUGCUUUACCCGAUACGUAGAAUAUCAUCGGUGCAUAGCUGCAAAGGGGGAAGAAGCUCCAGAGUGUGAUAAAUUUAAAAAGUACUAUCGUUCUCUUUGCCCCGGUGAAUGGGUGGAUAGAUGGAAUGAGCAAAGGGAGAACGGAACCUUUCCAGGUCCUCUGUAGAUGGUGCCUGCUUAAUAACAAAGAUAUGGUUUGCAGUCUGCUGUUAUAUCCAAGUUUUUCCUCCAAUAGAUGAGUUUCUACAAUGAGAGUGUUAACUCUCGGGGAAUGUCCUAUUUGAAACAAUGAAAAUAAUAAGAAAUUUUGGCUUGUCUCAACACACACAGAAAUUGUAGCUCAUGAAAUCAUGUUAUUUCUUUUUUCAUGGUAAUUUUCCAAAUUAGCUGUUGUACGAUAAUUGACUGAACCCUGCAAGGGAAACAUAGCAUUUGUUUUCAA